UUAUUUUGGAUCUAUUCUUAUAUUUUUACUACCUAGAAAGAAACAAGGGAAGAAGAGGAGAUUCAUAUUAGUGUGAAGAAAACAAAAUCGAAAAUGGAAUUAGGCCGGGCAUUCAAUGCCACUUCAAUUUUCCUUGUUUUGCUUCUUGUUACCAUAGUUACGGCUAAGAAGUCCAGUGAUGUGACAGAGUUGCAGAUCGGUGUGAAGUUUAAGCCAAAAUCUUGCGAACUUCAGGCUCACAAGGGUGAUAGAGUCUCAGUACACUACAGUGGAAAACUUACAGAUGGAACUGUAUUCGAUUCCAGCUACGAGAGGAAUGACCCCAUUGAAUUUGAGCUUGGAAGUGGUCAAGUGAUUAAAGGUUGGGAUCAAGGAAUUCUUGGAAUGUGUGUCGGAGAGAAGCGAAAGUUGAAAAUCCCUGCUAAACUUGGUUAUGGCGAGAGUGGAUCUCCACCAAAGAUUCCAGGUGGUGCGACACUUAUCUUUGACACUGAGCUGGUUGCUGUGAAUGGAAAGAAAUCAACAGCUGAUAGCGAACUGUGAUUUCAUGAUAUCUCUACACACUCCUUUACAUUAGCUUAAGUAUGGAGGAAACUUCUACGGAUUUGUUAAUGUUAGGCUAUCUGAUACACUAGUUAUAUUUACCUCUUUGAUAAUUUAGAUACUGAAGUAUUGGUCUCUGGCAGAAUUACACAAGUAUGUUACCUUUUGUCACUUGUUCUUUCUUCUGCUAAAGUUAAGUAGAUGGACGUUGAACUCUAAGGGUGGUUUUUCCAUCGUUACUUCU
Messenger RNA from Lycium ferocissimum, 787 nucleotides. RefSeq names its product peptidyl-prolyl cis-trans isomerase FKBP15-1-like. The record is from RefSeq and is a predicted model, not a curated record. Lineage: Eukaryota; Viridiplantae; Streptophyta; Magnoliopsida; Solanales; Solanaceae. The transcript is spliced from 6 exons. Gene Ontology annotation, biological process: protein peptidyl-prolyl isomerization. Bases 94 to 543 code for a protein of 149 amino acids. Gene Ontology annotation, molecular function: peptidyl-prolyl cis-trans isomerase activity.